AUGGAAGAUCCAAACCGAAUGAUGGGAGGCCACGGUGGCUUAAUGCCACCGAAUUAUGGCAUGCCGACGAACGAUGGUCAAGCAGGAGUGGACAAUGAUCCUCGCAAACAAGAUAUCGGCGAAAUUUUACAGCAAAUCAUGAACAUCACCGACCAAUCGCUGGACGAAGCACAGGCCCGCAAACACACAUUGAACUGCCACAGGAUGAAACCGGUUUUAUUUGCUGUGUUGUGUGAAAUCAAAGAAAAAACAGUUCUAUCGCUGCGAAACACUCAGGAAGAAGAGCCUCCAGAUCCGCAGUUGAUGCGUUUGGACAACAUGUUGAUUGCCGAAGGAGUUGCGGGUCCGGAAAAGGGUGGUGGUGCAGGUGCGGAUAGUGCCGCGGCAGCAAUGGCCGCUGCCAACGAUUUUCUGUCACAAUCUGAUUUAACCGGCGGUCAAGAUAAUGCGAUCGAGCACUCAGACUAUCGGGCAAAGUUGGCACAGAUUCGUCAGAUUUAUCACCAGGAGUUGGAGAAAUACGAACAAGCCUGCAGCGAAUUUACCACGCAUGUCAUGAACUUACUACGAGAGCAAAGUCGUACAAGGCCUAUUACUCCAAAAGAAAUUGAACGAAUGGUGCAAAUCAUCCAUCGUAAAUUCAGCUCCAUCCAGAUGCAGCUCAAGCAAUCAACCUGUGAAGCCGUAAUGAUCCUGCGUUCCCGAUUCCUGGAUGCUCGAAGAAAGAGACGUAAUUUCAGUAAGCAGGCUUCUGAAAUUCUUAACGAGUACUUCUAUAGCCACCUUAGUAAUCCUUACCCAUCAGAAGAAGCGAAGGAAGAGCUAGCUAGGAAAUGUGGUAUCACGGUUUCCCAAGUGUCGAACUGGUUCGGAAAUAAACGUAUUCGCUACAAAAAGAAUAUCGGCAAAGCGCAGGAGGAGGCAAACCUGUACGCUGCUAAGAAGGCAGCUGGUGCAUCCCCGUACUCAAUGGGCGGACCACCAAGUGGUGCCGCCACGCCGAUGAUGUCUCCCGCCCCAGCCCAAGAUUCAAUGGGAUACUCGCUCGGGUCUGGUGGUUACGAUCAGCAGCAACCAUACGAUGGAAGUAUGGGGUAUGAUCAGUUACAUCAGGAUCUCAGUCCUUGA
Messenger RNA from Anopheles marshallii, 1128 nucleotides. It is a transcript of the gene exd, whose product is annotated as homeobox protein extradenticle. Gene Ontology annotation, cellular component: nucleus. Lineage: Eukaryota; Metazoa; Arthropoda; Insecta; Diptera; Culicidae. The transcript is spliced from 6 exons. The record is from RefSeq and is a predicted model, not a curated record. Gene Ontology annotation, biological process: animal organ morphogenesis; regulation of transcription by RNA polymerase II; embryonic organ development. The coding region runs from base 1 to 1128 and encodes 375 amino acids. Gene Ontology annotation, molecular function: DNA-binding transcription factor activity, RNA polymerase II-specific; RNA polymerase II cis-regulatory region sequence-specific DNA binding.